AAAAAACAUGAUAUUUAUACUUUUUGCAUUAUUCUCAAUUCUAAGUCAUUUAGUAUCCUGCGAAGUAUUAUCGCCAUCACACAAUUAUAACGUAACUUUGCCUGAGCCAAAUGCACCUUAUGUUGCCGGGCAGAUGUUACCUAUAAGUUAUACUUUACCUGACGAUACAAAUUUACCCAAUCUUUUACAACUAUCUGUAUUGUUUACUACGCAAGAUCCUACCUUAAAUUUCACAGACAUUACAAUCACAUCAAAUGCAGAUAUUUCUCAAGGGUUCAGUUUUAGAAGAACGCAUAAUAUGUAUGUGUAUUAUGAACAUCAGCUCAGUUACGCUAUCCCAAAUAGUACACUUCCUGGAAAUUACAUCGUCUUAUUCGUAGACUCUGUUUCAAAAUCGAAUACAUCUGUAUCCAUUUUAGUUCGACCUUAUGCUGCACCAGUAACUACAAUACCAACAAAUACUAAUAAGGCUCGUCCAUCUGGUGGAGGUUCUAUUUUUGCAAUGCAUAAUAAUGAAGCUAGUGCCAAAUCAAGUAGUCAAUCCGUCUUACUUGUAGCCAUUGUAUGCUGCUUUUUGUUGACUUUAUAAUCCCC
Molecule: messenger RNA, 594 nt
Organism: Mucor mucedo
Lineage: Eukaryota; Fungi; Mucoromycota; Mucoromycetes; Mucorales; Mucoraceae
Exons: 3
Coding region: 8-589 (193 amino acids)
Source: RefSeq, a predicted model, not a curated record